GCCGCUAGGUGGCGCAUGCGCCCUGGAGGGUCCGGGCCGGUCUGUGGGAGGAAGGCGGCGGCGGCGGCGGCGGCGGCGGCGGCGGCGGCGGCGGCGGCGGGGAAGGGAAGGGCGGGGGCGCGGAGGGGGCCGGUCCGUGUUUACACAGCGGCGGGAGGGUGCGGACGCGGAACCCGGCGGCGGCGGCGGCGGGGCGGCGGCACGAUGGUCAUGGCGCAUUUCGUCGAGAGCUUCUGGGGGGAAAAAAAUAGUGGCUUUGAUGUUCUCUACCAUAAUAUGAAACAUGGACAAAUAUCAACAAAAGAACUAGCAGAUUUUGUGAGAGAAAGAGCUACAAUAGAAGAAGCAUAUUCCAGAUCAAUGACAAAACUAGCAAAAUCUGCAAGCAAUUAUUCACAGCUUGGAACAUUUGCUCCAGUGUGGGAUGUAUUCAAAACAUCUACAGAGAAAUUAGCAAAUUGCCACUUGGAUCUUGUUAGAAAAUUACAAGAAUUAAUAAAAGAAGUUCAGAAGUAUGGAGAAGAACAAGUAAAAUCUCACAAAAAGACAAAAGAAGAAGUUGCAGGAACUCUAGAAGCUGUUCAAACCAUUCAGAGCAUAACUCAGGCCCUUCAGAAAUCCAAGGAAAUUUACAAUGCCAAGUGUGUAGAACAAGAGCGUCUGAAAAAGGAAGGAGCUACACAGAGAGAAAUAGAAAAGGCAGCUGUUAAAACUAAGAAAGCUACAGAUACCUAUAAACUGUAUGUGGAGAAAUAUGCAUUAGCAAAAGCUGAUUUUGAACAGAAAAUGACAGAAACAGUUCAGAAAUUUCAAGAUAUUGAAGAAACUCACCUCAUUCACAUAAAGGAAAUUAUAGGAUCCUUAUUGAAUGCUAUAAAGGAAAUUCAUUUGCAAAUAGGUCAGGUUCAUGAAGAAUUUAUAAAUAAUAUGGCUAAUACAACCGUUGAAAGUUUGAUACAAAAAUUUGCUGAAUCAAAAGGCACUGGGAAGGAAAGACCUGGUCUUAUUGAAUUUGAAGAAUGUGACCCUACUAGUGCUGUUGAAGGCAUAAAACCAAGGAAAAGAAAGACUUUCGCUUUGCCAGGAAUAAUUAAGAAGGAAAAAGAUGCAGAAUCUGUGGAAUGUCCUGAUGCAGACUCACUUAACAUUCCUGAUGUAGACGAAGAAGGCUAUAGUAUUAAACCAGAAGCAAAUCAGAAUGAUACCAAAGAGAAUCAUUUUUAUUCAUCUAGUGAUUCUGACUCUGAAGAUGAAGAACCAAAGAAGUACCGCAUAGAAAUCAAGCCUAUGCAUCCAAGUAACUCACAUCACACAAUGGCUUCUUUGGAUGAAUUGAAAGUAUCCAUAGGGAAUAUAUCACUCUCCCCAGCAAUACCUAGACACAGUCCAGUACAGAUGAAUCGGAAUUCCUCUAAUGAAGAGUUAACAAAGUCAAAGUCAUCUGCUCCACCCAAUGAAAAAGGGACCAGUGAUUUACUUGCUUGGGACCCACUCUUUGGACCAUCUCUUGAUUCAUCUUCAGCUGCAAUAACGUCUUCAUCAUCAGCCAGGCCCACAACUCCUCUCUCAGUAGGCACCCUUGUCCCACCUCCACGGCCUGCUUCCAGACCAAAACUUACUUCAGGCAAACUCAGUGGGAUUAACGAAAUACCCAGGCCAUUCAGCCCACCUGUAACUUCCAAUACCAGCCCACCCCCUGCUGCUCCCUUAGCCCGGGCAGAAAGUUCUUCCUCUAUCUCAUCUUCUGCUUCAUUGAGUGCUGCCAACACACCAACAAUAGGUGUGUCACGGGGUCCCAGUCCUGUCAGCCUUGGAAAUCAGGAUGCCUUGCCUGUAGCAAUCGCCCUUACAGAAUCUGUUAAUGCCUACUUUAAAGGAGCAGAUCCCAACAAGUGUAUUGUGAAGAUAACUGGUGAUGUGACAAUAUCAUUUCCAAGUGGAAUUAUUAAAGUAUUCACUAGCAAUCCCUCUCCAGCUGUGCUAUGCUUCAGGGUAAAAAACAUCAGCAGACUUGAGCAAAUUCUUCCAAAUGCACAACUUGUGUUCAGUGAUCCGUCACAGUGUGACUCCAACACAAAGGAUUUUUGGAUGAACAUGCAGGCUGUUACUCUCUACCUCAAGAAACUUUCAGAGCAGAAUCCUGCUGCCUCUUAUUAUAAUGUAGAUGUAUUAAAAUAUCAGGUAACAUCAAAUGGCAUCCAGUCCACCCCUCUGAAUCUUGCAACAUACUGGAAAUGUAAUACCAGCACCACAGAUGUAAGGGUGGAUUAUAAGUAUAAUCCAGAGGCUAUGGUGGCGCCCAGUGUGCUUUCCAACAUACAGGUGGUAGUACCAGUGGAUGGCGGAGUCACAAACAUGCAGUCCCUUCCCCCUGCAAUAUGGAAUUCAGAACAAAUGAAAGCCUUUUGGAAAUUAUCUGGUAUUUCUGAAAAAUCAGAAAAUGGAGGUUCUGGGUCCCUGAGAGCAAAAUUUGAGCUUUCAGAAGGACCCAGUAAACCCACAACCCUUGCGGUGCAAUUCCUCAGUGAGGGAAGUACCCUGUCAGGAGCAGACAUUGAACUUGUUGGCACUGGCUACAGGCUUUCCUUAGUAAAGAAGCGAUUUGCCACUGGACGAUACCUAGCGGAUUGUUGAUGGACCUAUGAAAGUGGUUCGCUCCAGGAAAUAGUUCAGACCUGCCAUUCUGCGUUACCUGUUCUUUCCAAACACUAUUCUAAGUUGUAUAAUGCCUUUUAAACUUCAUAUUUGAGAGCUGACUACAACAUUAAAUCGCACUUUCAAAGUGACUCAAUGAAAGAAAUAGCACUGAAAUGGUUUUCUACACAGUAAUGAUCAAAUGCAAUAUUCAAGAAGCACACUCAGAUUCUUAAGUAAAAAUGAAGUUUUUGUAGGCUGAAAUUUUAAGUUGUCUUCAAUGUCUGCUUUAAAGGGGUUAUGGUGUUAAAAAAAUAGGCCUAUAAUUUCAAGAGAGCAAACACAAAAUACGUUAGCUUUCUGUAAAUUUGUAGAGUCAGAUAGCUCUGAAAUUUCUUGAGUUUGCUAUGGGUGGAUAUGAGCUGCAGAUUGUUAAAUUCUGAAUGACGGUCACUCAGAACACUCAAUCAAAUUGAGUUAUGUGCCAUAGGUAAUAAGACCAGAGUCCACGUUGUAUGCAAAAAAUAUAUAUAUAUAUAAUUUGAUUCUCAUCACAUAUUAAUAAAGUGUAAGUGGUAUUUUA
Messenger RNA from Perognathus longimembris pacificus (Pacific pocket mouse), 3217 nucleotides. RefSeq names its product FCH and mu domain containing endocytic adaptor 2 (gene Fcho2). The record is from RefSeq and is a predicted model, not a curated record. NCBI's taxonomy places the organism in Eukaryota, Metazoa, Chordata, Mammalia, Rodentia, Heteromyidae. Gene Ontology annotation, biological process: synaptic vesicle endocytosis; clathrin coat assembly; clathrin-dependent endocytosis. Gene Ontology annotation, cellular component: clathrin-coated vesicle; clathrin-coated pit; plasma membrane.